UUGUUAACAACACCACUCGGAUAUUUAUUAAAGAGUAUGAAGAAAGAAAGAGAUUAAGCUGAUUAGGCUACCACUAUAUCUCUAUUCUCUACGUCUAUAUAUAGACUAGAGGCUAGCUUACUCAUCACCAACUUUGUAGUUCUUAGUGUGGGAUGAUUCAUUACCCAGUGGCAUUGUUCCUUUCUCCCUCUUUCUUUCUCAACUUUGGUUGUGUAAGUGGUGAUAAAGCUCAUUGAGCUACUGCAUCUUUAUACAGGCCACCCUGGGCUGUCUGCGCCAACUCCAAAAUCGCGAUUUCAGAUACGUAAGACGGAAGCUGUCUCCAACUGCACAUUUGCUUCUCCUCAUCUUCGAGGUGGUGGAAUGCUCCUCUUCUUCCGCUUGGAUCUCUCUUAUAUAGCUUCAUACGAACUCAUUCUUCUUACUGAGUUUCUUCACCAAUAUAUCAUAUUCAAUAAUGUCUAUCACUCAAUGGAUCAAUAAUAUUUCGGCUUCUCCAUCACCUCCAGGAUUGCUAAUUACCCUUUUGAUACGAGGAUUGCCCGUAUUGGAGCUUGCAGCGAUAUGCUUAAAUUUGACUCUUUUUCUUGUGUCUCUGUUUAUUGUCACUGCCACACGGAUAUUGGCGUAUGCCUGUCGAAAUCGAAUUCGUAAGAACAACACGACCGGCUGUGCAAGCCCGGCUCCUCAUUGUAUUGAUGGGGACAUGCAUGACGUUCGAAUCAGUAGGGGGUUCAAAUUCACAGUGUUCUGCUGUUUCUAUGUUCUCUUCGUGUACAUUUUGGUGUUAGGAUUUGAUGGGGCCGCUUUAAUUAGAGGAGCAGCACAUGGGAAAAUUGUCGACUUAUCUCUUCUUUCUAUGCCAGUUUCCCAGGCGUUAGCUUGGUUCAUGUUAAGCUUGUCGGCUUUGCAUUGCAGAUUCAAGGUGUCUGUGAAGUUUCCACUUUUGUUGAGGGUUUGGUGGUUUUUGUCCUUUGUAAUUUGUUUGUGCACCGCAUAUGUUGAUUGGAGAGAAUUUUGGAUGGAAGGUUCAAAGCACCUUUGCUCUCAUGUUGUGGCAAAUUUUGCUGUCACUCCAGCUCUUGCCUUCUUGUGUAUUGUUGCGAUUAGGGGUGUUACUGGUGUAAAAGUAAGCACUAACAGUGAGCUUGAAAAGCCAUUGCUUCCUGAUGAAGGGCCAGAGUGCCUCAAGGUUACACCUUAUAGUGAUGCAGGGCCUUUUAGCUUGGCUACUCUUUCUUGGCUAAACUCACUUCUUUCCGUGGGAGCAAAGAGACCACUUGAACUUAAGGACAUUCCCCUUCUUGCACCGAAGGAUCGAGCCAAGACCAACUACAAGGUUUUAAAUGCUAACUGGGAGAGGCUGAAGAGCGAAAACCCUUAUAAGCGGCCUUCACUAGCUUGGACUCUCGUCAAGUCAUUCUGGAAGGAGGCAGCUUCCAAUGCCAUAUUCGCUGGUGCGAAUACUUUAGUCUCAUAUGUAGGUCCAUACAUGAUAAGUUACUUUGUCAAUUACUUGAGUGGUAAACACAGUUUUCCUCAUGAAGGGUAUAUCCUGGUUGGGACAUUCUUUGCAGCAAAACUUUUGGAGACCUUGACAACUCGGCAGUGGUAUUUCGGGGUGGACAUCUUGGGUAUGCAUAUUAGGUCAGCUCUAACAGCAAUGGUAUAUCAAAAGGGACUCAGGCUCUCAAGCUUGGCCAAGCAAAGUCACACAAGCGGGGAGAUUGUUAACUACAUGGCUAUAGAUGUUCAGAGGGUUGGGGACUACUCUUGGUAUCUUCAUGACAUGUGGAUGCUUCCUCUGCAAAUUAUUCUCGCCCUGGCAAUUUUGUAUAAGAAUGUUGGGGUUGCUGCUUUUGCCGCAUUGAUUGCUACAAUCAUUUCCAUUGUUGUCACCAUUCCAGUGGCUAGGAUACAAGAAGCUUAUCAAGACAAAUUAAUGGCAGCUAAGGAUGAGAGAAUGCGGAAAACAUCUGAGUGUCUCAGGAAUAUGAGAAUUCUCAAGCUCGAGGCUUGGGAGGACAGAUAUCGAAUAAAAUUAGAGGAGAUGCGUGAAGUAGAGUUCAAGUGGCUUCGGAGUGCCCUCUAUGCCCAGGCUUUCAUUACUUUCUUCUUCUGGAGCUCCCCUAUAUUUGUGUCUGCUGUCACUUUCGGCACUUCCAUAUUGAUGGGUGGUAAGCUGACUGCAGGUAGUGUUCUUUCUGCUUUGGCUACUUUCAGGAUCCUCCAAGAACCUCUAAGAAAUUUUCCUGAUUUAGUAUCGACAAUGGCUCAGACAAAAGUCUCUCUUGAUCGCAUCGUUGGUUUCCUGCAAGAGGAAGAAUUGCAGGAAGGUGCAACUGUUAACUUGCCACGAGGCCCUUCUAACAUUGCCGUAGAGAUUAAUGAUGGAGUCUUUUGUUGGGAUCCUUCUUCAUCUAGACCUACUCUGUCAGGGAUACAUAUUAAAGUGAAAAGAGGGAUGCGAGUGGCUGUUUGUGGUGUGGUUGGUUCUGGGAAAUCAAGUUUUCUUUCUUGCAUUCUUGGAGAGAUACCUAAGAUUUCCGGUGAUGUAAGAGUCUUUGGCUCUUCUGCGUAUGUAUCCCAAUCAGCAUGGAUACAGUCAGGAAAUAUAAAAGAAAAUAUCCUCUUUGGAAGCCCGAUGGACAAAGUAAAAUACAAGAAUGUUCUUCAUGCUUGUUCACUAAAAAAGGAUCUGGAACUCUUCUCACAUAGUGCAACCAUCAUUGGUGAUAGAGGUAUAAACCUAAGUGGUGGCCAGAAGCAGAGGGUGCAGCUUGCACGAGCACUCUACCAAGAUUCUGACAUAUAUCUCCUUGAUGAUCCCUUUAGUGCAGUUGAUGCCCAUACUGGGUCAGAAUUGUUUAGGGAAUACAUAUUGACAGCACUAGCAGAUAAGACAGUCAUUUUUGUGACCCACCAAGUUGAGUUUCUUCCUGCUGCUGAUAUGAUCCUGGUUCUGAAAGAAGGCCGCAUCAUACAAGCAGGAAAAUAUGAUGAUCUUUUACAAGCAGGAACAGAUUUUGAAACUCUAGUGUCAGCUCACCAUGAAGCAAUAGAGGCUAUGGAUAUUCCUAAUCAAUUCUCAGAAGAGUCAGAUGAAAAUUUGUCCUCGGAUGCAUCUGUUAUGACUAAUAAAAAAUUGGUUCCAUCAGAUGUUGACAGUUUGGCAAAGGAAGUGAAAGAGGGUUCAUCAGCUUCUGAAGAGAAAGCAAUUAAGGUGAAGAAGAAAGCAAAAUGCGCAGAAGAUAAACAACUUGUUCAGGAAGAGGAGAGGGUAAGAGGUAGAAUUAGCAUGAAGGUGUACUUUUCGUACAUGGCUGCAGCAUACAAAGGCCUAUUGAUUCCACUCAUAAUCAUUGCUCAAGCACUAUUUCAGUUCCUUCAAAUUGCCAGCAAUUGGUGGAUGGCUUGGGCAAAUCCUCAGACCGCAGGAGAGCAACCCAAAACAACUCCUAUGAUUCUUCUGCUUGUUUACAUGGCCCUUGCUUUUGGAAGCUCUUGGUUUAUUUUUAUUAGGGCUGUUCUAGUAGCAACAUUCGGUCUAGCAGCUUCACAAAAGCUUUUUUUGAAUAUGCUUAGAAGUAUUUUCCGUUCACCAAUGUCUUUCUUUGACUCUACUCCAGCUGGAAGGAUUUUGAAUCGUGUAUCAAUUGAUCAAAGUGUUGUGGACCUUGACAUUCCUUUCAGACUGGGUGGAUUUGCUUCAACGACAAUCCAGCUUAUUGGUAUUGUUGGUGUGAUGACAAAAGUCACCUGGCAAAUUUUGCUUCUAAUUGUCCCUAUGGCUGUUUCUUGUUUGUGGAUGCAGAAAUACUAUAUGGCUUCCUCAAGGGAACUGGUUCGUAUUGUAAGCAUCCAGAAAUCUCCAAUUAUAAAUCUUUUUGGUGAAUCAAUCGGUGGAGCGACCACCAUCAGAAGUUUUGGACAAGGAAAAAGGUUCAUGAAGAGGAACCUCUAUCUUCUAGAUUGUUUUGCACGUCCUUUCUUCUGCAGUAUUGCAGCUAUUGAGUGGCUCUGCUUGCGCAUGGAAUUAUUGUCAACCUUUGUGUUUGCUCUCUGCAUGAUAUUAGUAGUGAGCUUUCCACGUGGAACUAUUGACCCCAGCAUGGCUGGACUUGCUGUGACAUAUGGACUGAAUUUAAACGCACGAUUAUCACGGUGGAUACUUAGCUUUUGCAAACUUGAAAAUAAAAUAAUAUCCAUUGAAAGAAUAUACCAAUACAGCCAAAUUCCUAGUGAAGCACCAACGACUGUUGAAGAAUUUCGUCCUCCAUCCACAUGGCCUGAGAAUGGGAAAAUUGAAAUUGUUGAUUUAAAGGUUCGUUACAAGGAGAAUAUGCCUUUGGUGCUUCAAGGAGUAUCUUGCACAUUUCCUGGUGGAAAGAAAAUUGGAAUAGUUGGACGGACUGGAAGUGGCAAAUCCACUUUGAUUCAGGCAUUAUUUCGAUUAAUUGAACCUGCAGGUGGGAGUAUCUUCAUAGACAACAUUAAUAUUUCAGAUAUUGGCCUUCAUGACCUUCGUAGCCGUCUCAGCAUCAUCCCACAGGAUCCGACUCUAUUUGAAGGUACCAUCCGAGGCAAUCUUGAUCCUCUUGAAGAGCACUCAGAUAAUGAGAUUUGGGAGGCGCUAGAUAAGUCUCAACUAGGAGAAAUUAUCCGUCAAAAGGAGCAAAAGCUUGAUACACCAGUGUUAGAAAAUGGAGAUAAUUGGAGCGUAGGACAGCGGCAACUAGUUUCUCUAGGCCGAGCUUUACUAAGGCAGGCAAAGAUACUUUUUCUUGAUGAAGCAACUGCAUCAGUUGAUACUGCCACUGAUAAUCUCAUCCAGAAGAUUAUACGGACAGAAUUCAAAGACUACACUGUCUGUACUAUUGCACACCGUAUUCCUACUGUUGUUGACAGCGAUCUAGUUCUGGUACUUAGUGAUGGUAGGAUUGCAGAGUUUGAUACCCCAUCUCGACUUUUAGAGGAUAAGUCGUCCAUGUUUCUGAAGCUGGUGGCCGAAUACUCAUCACGCUCAAGUGGCAUUCCAGAUUUUUGAAUUAAGGGUCAUACGGGAUCCUUUAAAGCUUUCUAAGUUAUAGAGGUGGGGCUGGCAUUAACACAAAGACGGUUCAAAAGUUGGGCCCAUAAGUGUUGCCUCCGUGGCCACCUCUGAUGCAUUCGAAGAACUGGAAAAAUGGUAAAAAUAGAGGUGGUCGCUGCUUCAAGCAUCAAGCAUUUCCAAUCCAGUGGGAGGAAAUUUGUUUAUAAUUUGAUGUUGUUGUUAGUUAAUUCAUCCCCUUUAGCAAGUUUUGAGGAAAUGCAGGUAUGUAUAGCAGCAUGCCUUGUAGCAAAGUAUACAUUUGUCCCAUUUUGUUGGAAGUGAAGAACGUGGUAGAUUUUUUUU
This is a messenger RNA of Neltuma alba, 5395 nucleotides long. RefSeq names its product ABC transporter C family member 5-like. The record is from RefSeq and is a predicted model, not a curated record. Lineage: Eukaryota; Viridiplantae; Streptophyta; Magnoliopsida; Fabales; Fabaceae. Gene Ontology annotation, molecular function: ATP binding; ABC-type transporter activity; ATP hydrolysis activity. Gene Ontology annotation, cellular component: membrane. Gene Ontology annotation, biological process: transmembrane transport.